CUGCACCCUCACUUUCUCCACCUGAUUGUCCUCCUCUACUGCUGCCCUGUCUUUCCCCUCUUUAUUGAAUUUCUCGCUCGUGUGCCCAUCUGCGGCUGUCUUGUUCACUUUCCUCCUUCCUCCCGCUCUUGAUCUUUGUGCGUGUGCCUCCUUCCCCUGGUGUGUUCUCUGUCCCCCACCCAUCUCCUCUUCCUCUCUCCCUUCCACUGCAAAGGGGGAUUUUCCCCCGAGGGCUGCUCUCUGCCUGUGUGCCCCUCCGGGGCUUGAUCCCGGCAGCCACGAUGAGCUUCACCGUGCACUCGGUUUUCUUCACCCUGAAGGUGAGCGUCCUGCUGGGGUCCCUGCUGGGGCUCUGCCUGGGCCUUGAGUUCAUGGGCCUUCCUAACCAGUGGGCACGCUACCUCCGCUGGGAUGCCAGCACGCGCAGUGACCUGAGCUUCCAGUUCAAGACCAAUGUUUCCACGGGGCUGCUCCUCUACCUGGAUGAUGGCGGCGUUUGUGACUUCCUCUGCCUGUCCCUGGUGGAUGGCCAUGUGCAGCUCCGCUUCAGCAUGGACUGUGCCGAGACCGCCGUGCUGUCCAGCAAACAGGUGAACGACAGCAGCUGGCACUUUCUCAUGGUGAGCCGUGACCGCCUGCGUACUGUGCUGGUGAUUGAUGGUGAGGGCCAGUCUGGGGAGCUGCAGCCCCAGCGGCCCUACAUGGAUGUGGUCAGUGACUUGUUCCUCGGCGGAGUCCCCGCAGACAUACGACCUUCUGCCCUGACCCUUGAUGGAGUACAGGCCAUGGCCGGCUUCAAGGGAUUAAUCCUGGAUCUCAAGUAUGGCAACUCAGAGCCUCAGCUUCUGGGGAGCCAGGGGGUCCAGUUGGAUGCCGAGGGACCCUGCGGUGAGCGUCCCUGUGAAAAUGGUGGGAUCUGCUUUCUCCUGGAUGGCCACCCCACCUGUGACUGUUCUACCACCGGCUAUGGUGGCAAGCUCUGCUCAGAAGAUGUCAGUCAAGGUCCAGGCCUCUCCCACCUCAUGAUGAGUGAACAAGCUCGAGAGGAGAAUGUGGCCACUUUCCGAGGCUCAGAGUACCUGUGCUACGACCUGUCUCAGAACCCAAUCCAGAGCAGCAGUGAUGAAAUCACCCUGUCCUUUAAGACCUGGCAGCGGAAUGGGCUCAUCCUGCACACGGGCAAGUCGGCUGACUACGUCAACCUGGCUCUGAAGGAUGGCGCAGUCUCCUUGGUCAUUAACCUGGGGUCUGGGGCCUUUGAGGCCAUUGUGGAGCCAGUGAAUGGAAAAUUCAAUGACAACGCCUGGCAUGAUGUCAAAGUGACACGCAACCUCCGGCAGGUGACAAUCUCUGUGGAUGGCAUCCUUACCACGACGGGCUACACUCAAGAGGACUACACCAUGCUGGGCUCAGAUGACUUCUUCUAUGUGGGAGGAAGCCCAAGUACCGCUGACUUGCCAGGCUCACCUGUCAGCAACAACUUCAUGGGCUGCCUUAAAGAGGUUGUUUAUAAGAAUAAUGACAUCCGUCUGGAGCUGUCUCGCUUGGCCAGAAUUGGGGACACCAAGAUGAAAAUCUAUGGUGAGGUUGUAUUCAAGUGUGAGAAUGUGGCCACACUGGACCCCAUCAACUUUGAGACCCCGGAGGCUUACAUCAGCUUGCCCAAAUGGAACACCAAACGCAUGGGCUCUAUCUCCUUUGACUUUCGCACCACUGAGCCCAACGGCCUGAUCCUCUUCACUCACGGCAAGCCCCAAGAGAGGAAGGAUGCUCGGAGCCAGAAGAACACCAAGGUGGAUUUCUUUGCCGUGGAACUCCUCGAUGGCAACCUGUACCUACUGCUUGACAUGGGCUCAGGCACCAUUAAAGUGAAAGCCACUCAGAAGAAAGCCAACGAUGGGGAAUGGUACCAUGUGGACAUUCAGCGAGAUGGCAGAUCAGGUACCAUAUCAGUGAACAGCAGGCGCACGCCGUUCACCGCUAGUGGGGAGAGCGAGAUCCUGGACCUGGAGGGGGACAUGUACCUGGGCGGGCUGCCGGAGAACCGUGCUGGCCUCAUCCUCCCCACUGAGCUCUGGACCGCCAUGCUCAACUAUGGCUACGUGGGCUGCAUCCGUGACCUGUUCAUUGACGGGCGCAGCAAGAACAUCCGGCAGCUGGCGGAGAUGCAGAAUGCUGCGGGCGUCAAGUCGUCCUGCUCACGGAUGAGUGCUAAGCAGUGUGACAGCUACCCCUGCAAGAACAACGCCGUGUGCAAAGAUGGCUGGAACCGCUUCAUCUGCGACUGCACGGGCACCGGCUACUGGGGACGAACCUGCGAGAGGGAGGCGUCCAUCCUGAGCUACGACGGCAGCAUGUACAUGAAGAUCAUCAUGCCCAUGGUCAUGCACACCGAGGCAGAGGACGUGUCCUUCCGCUUCAUGUCCCAGCGAGCUUAUGGGCUGCUGGUGGCUACUACCUCCAGGGACUCUGCUGACACCCUGCGUUUGGAGCUGGAUGGGGGGCGCGUCAAGCUCAUGGUUAACUUAGACUGUAUCAGGAUAAACUGUAACUCCAGCAAAGGACCAGAGACCCUGUAUGCGGGGCAGAAGCUCAAUGACAACGAAUGGCACACUGUUCGGGUGGUGCGGAGGGGAAAAAGCCUUAAGUUAACCGUGGACGAUGAUGUGGCUGAGGGUACAAUGGUGGGAGACCAUACCCGCUUGGAAUUCCACAACAUUGAAACUGGUAUCAUGACAGAGAAACGUUACAUCUCCGUCGUCCCCUCCAGUUUCAUUGGCCACCUGCAGAGCCUUAUGUUUAAUGGGCUGCUCUACAUUGACUUGUGCAAAAAUGGAGACAUUGAUUACUGCGAACUGAAGGCUCGUUUUGGACUGAGGAACAUCAUCGCUGACCCUGUCACCUUUAAGACCAAGAGCAGCUACCUGAGCCUGGCCACCCUCCAGGCCUACACCUCCAUGCACCUCUUCUUCCAGUUCAAGACCACCUCCGCUGACGGCUUCAUUCUCUUCAAUAGCGGUGAUGGCAAUGACUUCAUUGCUGUUGAGCUAGUCAAGGGGUACAUACACUACGUGUUUGACCUCGGAAACGGCCCCAAUGUGAUCAAAGGCAAUAGUGACCGCCCCUUGAAUGACAACCAGUGGCACAACGUCGUCAUCACCCGGGACAACAGCAACACCCACAGCCUGAAAGUGGACACGAAGGUGGUCACUCAGGUUAUCAAUGGUGCCAAAAAUCUGGAUUUGAAAGGUGACCUCUACAUGGCAGGUCUGGCCCAAGGCAUGUACAGCAACCUCCCAAAGCUCGUGGCCUCCCGGGAUGGCUUUCAGGGCUGUCUGGCAUCAGUGGACUUGAAUGGACGCCUGCCAGACCUCAUCAACGAUGCCCUCCAUCGGAGUGGACAGAUUGAGCGUGGCUGUGAAGGACCAAGUACCACCUGCCAGGAGGAUUCAUGCGCCAACCAGGGGGUCUGUAUGCAGCAGUGGGAAGGCUUCACCUGCGACUGUUCCAUGACCUCCUAUUCUGGAAACCAGUGCAAUGAUCCUGGCGCCACGUACAUCUUUGGGAAGAGUGGAGGCCUCAUCCUGUACACCUGGCCGGCCAAUGACAGGCCCAGCACGCGCUCUGACCGCCUGGCCGUGGGCUUCAGCACCACCGUGAAGGACGGCAUCUUGGUGCGCAUAGACAGCGCCCCAGGCCUCGGGGACUUCCUUCAGCUUCACAUAGAACAGGGGAAGAUUGGAGUCGUCUUCAAUAUUGGCACAGUUGACAUCUCCAUCAAAGAGGAGAGGACCCCAGUAAAUGAUGGCAAAUACCACGUGGUGCGCUUUACCAGGAACGGCGGCAAUGCCACGCUUCAGGUGGACAACUGGCCAGUGAAUGAGCAUUAUCCCACAGGCAACACUGAUAAUGAACGCUUCCAAAUGGUAAAACAGAAAAUCCCCUUCAAAUAUAACCGGCCCGUAGAGGAGUGGCUGCAGGAAAAAGGCCGGCAGUUAACCAUCUUCAACACCCAGGCGCAAAUAGCUAUCGGUGGAAAGGACAAAGGACGCCUCUUCCAAGGCCAGCUUUCUGGGCUCUAUUAUGAUGGUUUAAAAGUACUGAACAUGGCGGCUGAGAACAACCCCAAUAUUAAAAUCAAUGGAAGCGUCCGACUGGUGGGAGAAGUCCCAUCAAUCUUGGGAACGACACAGACAACCUCCAUGCCACCAGAAAUGUCUACCACUGUCAUGGAAACCACCACUACAAUGGCUACUACCACAACCCGCAAGAAUCGCUCUACAGCCAGCAUUCAGCCAACAUCAGAUGACCUUGUUUCAUCUGCUGAAUGUUCAAGUGAUGACGAAGACUUCGUUGAAUGUGAGCCGAGUACAGGUAGGUUAGGAGGUGAAUUAGUUAUCCCUCUUCUUGUAGAAGACCCUUUAGCUACCCCUCCUAUUGCUACUCGUGCACCUUCCAUUACACUCCCCCCUACCUUUCGCCCCCUCCUCACCAUUAUUGAGACCACCAAAGAUUCCCUGUCCAUGACCUCUGAGGCGGGGUUACCUUGCUUGUCGGACCAAGGCAGCGAUGGUUGUGAUGAUGAUGGCUUGGUGAUAUCUGGGUAUGGCUCAGGGGAAACCUUUGACUCUAACCUGCCCCCUACUGAUGAUGAAGAUUUUUACACCACCUUCUCCUUGGUAACAGAUAAGAGUCUUUCCACUUCAAUCUUCGAAGGUGGCUACAAAGCACAUGCGCCCAAGUGGGAAUCCAAGGACUUUAGACCUAACAAAGUCUCCGAAACUAGUAGGACUACUACCACAUCUUUGUCCCCUGAGCUGAUCCGCUUCACAGCUUCCUCCUCGUCUGGGAUGGUGCCCAAAUUGCCAGCUGGCAAAAUGAAUAACCGUGAUCUCAAACCCCAGCCUGAUAUAGUCUUGCUUCCGUUGCCCACUGCCUAUGAGCUAGACAGCACCAAACUGAAGAGCCCACUAAUUACUUCCCCCAUGUUCCGUAAUGUGCCCACAGCAAACCCCACGGAGCCGGGAGUCAGACGGGUUCCGGGGGCCUCAGAGGUGAUCCGGGAGUCGAGCAGUACAACAGGGAUGGUCGUCGGCAUUGUGGCUGCUGCCGCCCUCUGCAUCUUGAUCCUCCUGUACGCCAUGUACAAGUACAGGAACAGGGACGAGGGGUCCUAUCAAGUGGACGAGACACGGAACUACAUCAGCAACUCGGCGCAGAGCAAUGGCACGCUCCUCAAGGAGAAGCAGCAGAGCUCGAAGAGCGGCCACAAGAAACAGAAAAACAAGGACAAAGAGUAUUAUGUGUAAACACGACACCGCUAACGAUACGCGAAUUUAAAACACAGGAUUAUUUCUCUAUAAAUAUAUAAAUACUUGGAAAAUGAGAUUUCACAGAUGUCAGAACUGUUCUAUGAGAUGGGGUAUAACCAUGACUAUGGUGGGGAAAAUCAUUUUUAAAAGAACACACACAAAGAUGUACCUACCUAUAAGAUUCAGCCAUGGCUGCUUUGAUUCAGUCACUGCUCGGAGACAGUUCUUUCUGCCCUGCUGUGUCAUAAAGCACGCACUUUGCCCUCUGGAGCAAGCAGAUGGCUCCCCCCACUUUCGCGGACUUGGAAGCUUCCUUCUCUUUAGGACCUUUCAUCCAAGGUAGAAGACUUCAUGGCUUACUUGUUCCAUAACUCCAAGUGAGUCUGUAAUAAUGUUUGUGAAGCUUGACUGUAAUAAUGUUUUUGUUUUUUUUGGUUUAAUUAUGUAAAAAAUGAAAACAAAAAAAAAAGAAAAGAAAAAGUUAAAAACAAAAACAGAAACAAAAAAACCCCACCCUUAAUCUGGUUCUGGCCAGUGUGUGCGUAACUUUUCAAGAUCUGAGGGGAAAAAAUGGCUUUUGGGUAUUUGUUUAUUUUUUGAGAAUAACUGGACAUAAGUUAAGAAGAAAAAAAAAAAAUCUCAGAAAACAGAAGAGAGACUAUUGCCAUAUGAACUCAAAAGCUACCAUGGUGUCCACUCUACAUAUCAGGUUGUGGCGUUUCUAGAAUCUGUUGUCUAUUUCCUAUGCGAUGCUUUGCUGAACACAUAGCGAAAUCAUGGGAUGGAUGAUAAUAUUGAUUUGAAAAGCUGGUUCCUCAGGAUCAAAUUCCAGAAUUUGCCACCCAAACCCUGAACAGAUGGGGUUAGGGCUGGUUUUAUCAGAGCUAUUGGCUUUACUUAACAAUAUUGUUCCUGUCCAUGAGCCCAGCCAAAUUGUGGUAAAGGAGAAAGCCCCAUAAACUAAAACAGAGCCUUUCCUAGGGAAGGGGAAUGGGGGUGGGCUGGAUCUGUGACUGAUCGAAAUGCAUGCAAAUAUAAAAGAAAAGACAAUACAAGAAGUCUGUUAAAUAAUCAAAACAGACAAUAAGGGAGUUCAACUUGUGAUGGAACCACAAAAGGUCACACAAGCCAAACAUGGCAUGACAGAGUGCAGAAUUCAUAGUUCUUUCCCCGCCCCCAACAUGAUAAUGUUUUUCCUAGUGAUUUAAUUUUGCAGCCUGACAUUUAUGGAUAACUCUAUCCUUCCAUUUGCUCACGUCUCCCUUCACCCAUCUUUUCUAAAAAUAAUAAAUGACUAAAGCUGCUGUGACACACAAAAAAUGGAAUUUAAUAGUAUAAUAUAUAUAAAUAAAUAUAUAUACAGAUAUAUUUAUCAUGGUAUGUUUGAUGGGAUGACUGAAACAGGAAAACUGUUAAAAUCUUGAAGUGGAAUGAGAAUGUUGUUUUAAAAGAAAAUAACAAAACGACAAAAAAGUAAACCUUAAAAUGUGAAGUGUGAGUUUAAUUUUGUCACAGUUAACUGUGUCAAAGAGAAUAAAAAAUCUUCUCAGAUUUUGUUUACAUAUUUUACUACAUUUUUGCUGGUAUAAUUCCUUAGCCACCUGUGUACAUACUGCUUUGAGAACUGUUCUUUCCUUUCUAUUUGUUUAUUUCAGUUUGUUUGGUUUGUGUUCCAGUUGUCUUUCUUUUUGAAAAGAGGAAACAAUGUACAGAAAAACAAUAAACUUGUUGUGUGGCCAUACCUAUCCCAAAAGCAAGAGACAAAGCAAGACAAAUAUUCACACAAAAAUGAAAUGUGUUCUCUGGAGGGUCAGAUACAUACAGUUUCUUUUGUACAGAUGAAAAUCAAUCAGCUGUUUAGAUUUAGAAAUCUACUCUUGCUGGUUUUUGUAAGUUGCAUGAAUAUUUGACUUUGAAAAAGUAUCUUAAAGACGUGGGGCAAAAAGCGCAAUCUAAACAAUGGUAGCCUUUACUAAUAUGUAUGGAAAGAGGUGUUCUUCAUUACCUGAUAUUUCAAUGUGUUAAGAGUUUUGGAUUAUUUUGUUGUCAUUGAAAAAGACAGGAUUAUAAAGAGGCAUCAAAGCACGAUUUAGAUAACUAAAUGGCCCAACCUAUAUGAAGUUGAUUAUAUCUCGCUGUCUGUAAAAGAUUGCUGUUCUUGGAGUCUUGAGGUCUUGUGAACUGAUUUCCUGCUUUCUUUCUUUACAUUUUUUAUUUGAGUAAAAAUACAUUUAUUAUAUUCCUUUUAGUGUAAGUUUCUAUUUGGACAAUUUUAUGGGAACAUGUGCAUUCUGUACGUGAGCUUCUAUCAUAUUGCUGUUGUUUUAUGAGCAGACUCUUAAGGAAUUUAUUUUAUGAUGUUGUGAAGUUACUGCUUUUUCUUUUUCCUUUUCUUUUUUAUUUCACAUUUGCAUUUUAGUUCAAGGAUAUGCUUAGCAAUAAAAUGUUCUUCCCAAAAGCUUGUAUGAUGAUGUAUUUUUAUUUUCCAAACAUUUGGUAAAAGACCUUGUACUGGGGCUAAAUAUGUCAUGUCGAAUUAAAAGCCAAGUAAUCUAGGACCAUGUUCAUG
Balaenoptera acutorostrata (minke whale) is the source of this 7881-nucleotide messenger RNA. It is a transcript of the gene NRXN3, whose product is annotated as neurexin 3. Bases 282 to 5309 code for a protein of 1675 amino acids. The record is from RefSeq and is a predicted model, not a curated record. The transcript has 20 exons. NCBI's taxonomy places the organism in Eukaryota, Metazoa, Chordata, Mammalia, Artiodactyla, Balaenopteridae.